Messenger RNA from Cavia porcellus (domestic guinea pig), 1404 nucleotides. It is a transcript of the gene G6pc3, whose product is annotated as glucose-6-phosphatase catalytic subunit 3. The transcript is spliced from 6 exons. NCBI's taxonomy places the organism in Eukaryota, Metazoa, Chordata, Mammalia, Rodentia, Caviidae. Gene Ontology annotation, biological process: gluconeogenesis; glucose 6-phosphate metabolic process. Gene Ontology annotation, cellular component: membrane. The record is from RefSeq and is a predicted model, not a curated record. Gene Ontology annotation, molecular function: glucose-6-phosphatase activity. Bases 139 to 1179 code for a protein of 346 amino acids.
CGGGGUGGAGGAAGCCGCCCCGGCUCCGGAUGGACGGGCGCGCGCGUGCGCGCGCGAGGGUGGGCAGUGGAGCGUACGCGCGCGGAGGCGGUGUUGCCAGGACCCCGGGCGCGGGCGGGGACGCGAACAGCGGCCGCCAUGGAGUCGGCGUUGAGCGCUGGCAUCCAGAUGGCCGAGGCGCUGCAGACGCGGCUGCCCUGGCUGGAGAGCAUGUGGCUCUGGGUCACCUUUCUGGGCGACCCCAAGAGCCUGUUCCUGCUCUACUUCCCCGCGGCCUACUACGCCUCCCGCCGCGUGGGUGUCGCCGUGCUGUGGACCAGUCUCAUCACCGAGUGGCUCAACCUCGUCUGCAAGUGGUUUCUCUUUGGAGACCGGCCCUUCUGGUGGGUCCAUGAGUCCGGGUACUACAGCCAGGCUCCAGCCCAGGUUCACCAGUUCCCUUCUUCAUGUGAAACUGGUCCAGGCAGCCCUUCCGGACACUGCAUGAUCACAGGGGCAGCACUGUGGCCCGUGAUGACAGCGCUGUCUUCCCAGGUGGCCGCCCGGUCACGCAGCCGCUGGGUGCGGGCCAUGCCUAGCCUGGCCUACUGCACCUUCCUGCUGGCCAUCGGGCUGUCGAGGAUCUUCCUCCUGGCGCACUUCCCCCACCAGGUGUUGGCUGGGCUGGUGACCGGUGCAGUCCUGGGCUGGUUGAUGACCCCCCGAGUCCCCAUGGAGCGGGAGCUCAGUUUCUAUGGUCUGACUGCACUGGCCCUCAUGCUGGGUGCCAGCCUCAUCUAUUGGACCCUCAUUACGCUGGGCCUGGACCUUUCCUGGUCCAUCAACCUGGCCUCCAAGUGGUGUGAGCGGCCCGAGUGGGUGCACAUCGAUAGCCGGCCCUUCGCCUCGCUGAGCCGCGACUCCGGGGCCGCCUUGGGCCUGGGCAUCGCUCUGCACUCACCCUGCUAUGUACAGGUGCGCCGGGUACGGCUGGCCAGCAGCCAGAAGGUGGCCUGCCUGGCGCUGGCCAUGGGGCUGCUGGGUGCCCUGAGCUGGCUGGGCCAUCCGCCCCAGGCCAGCCUCUUCUACGUGUUCAACUUCCUCAAGUACACGCUGUGGCCCUGCCUGGUGCUGGCCCUGGUGCCCUGGCUGGUCCACUUGCUCAGUGCCCCGGAGGCCCCGCCCACCCGCUCCUCCUGACUCUGGCCUUGGGCCCCACACUCCCAGGCACAGCUCCAAUGCCCAGGCCCUCGCUGAGGUGACCCCCACCUCCCAACACCUGGUCUUUUGCCCCCAGUGGGGUCUCCUGUCUCCCAAGAGGUUGAGCUAUCCCUGUCCUCUUCUACUGCCUGAGCAGAGAGAGCAAGACAGGCGUGUUUCUGCAACACAGGAUCGGCAGAACUUGAAUAAAAUCUGGGAAACUUG